Molecule: messenger RNA, 3432 nt
Organism: Peniophora sp. CBMAI 1063
Lineage: Eukaryota; Fungi; Basidiomycota; Agaricomycetes; Russulales; Peniophoraceae
Source: the annotation of a GenBank genome assembly
AUGCUCGCCCGCCUGUUUCUCUUCGCCGCCCUCUCUGUCCUUGGAGCUGCGCAAAUCACCAUCGACGCACCUACUACGCAAGUAGCUGCCAUCCAGUGCGAGGUCUACCAGAUCAUUUGGGCGGGCGGCACUGCUCCCUACGAGAUCCAUUUGGAAGAUGGUGACGGGAAGAACUUCAUCGAGGAGAUUGCGUCCUCCACAAGUGGCAGCUCCAUAACGUGGAUAGUGAAUCAGCCUGCCGGCUCGAUUCUCAGUUUCGCUAUCCAAGAUGCAGCCGGCGUUGUGGGCAGCAGCAGCCAGUUCACGGUGCAGAUGUCCACCAAUAGCGGAUGUCUCAACCCAUCGGCGAGCGAAACUUCUUCGACCCCCGUCAGCACAACCAUGGCUAGCAGUACGGAUGCAUCCAGAACCAGCUCGACCACCUCAAGCGCUUCUUCUCUGCCACCAUCGAAGUCCAGCGUUGCAUCGCCAUCCGCGAGCUCCAGCCCAAAAGCAUUGUCCGCGGGCGCAAUUGCUGGAAUCGCCGUGGGCGCGGCAUGCUGUGCUCUGUUGAUUCUUGGGGGAGUUAUGUGGAUCGUGCGGCGGCCGUCGAGACGAGUAGCGUCCUCCAUUCACGAGAGUAUCGACCCAACGUACGAGGGACCGACAGAUGUGAUGACGAGCGUGGAACCGUUUUCUUUGGCCGAGCGGGAUAUUCAGUUUUCGGGGUCGCCUGUCACCGGGUCCAGUACUCCCAUCGAUUGGGCACGGAAGGGCAGACACGAUAGUGGCCUCAGCAUAGCCACCCGGCGCACCGUGGAGGGUAUCGAGCAACCUGGGCUGCCGUUGUCUUCUGGGGAGUCAGGUCCGCCUGGAAAUGGAGAGCUCAGCGAGACGAACCUGGAUCGCUUGCCGGUCUUCGACCUGGGAUUUCAGCCUCCGAGUCUACCCGGCGCUCGCCAAUUCAGCUUGUUUCCCCCUCCCAUCUACUCUAGCCACCGGCCGGGAUCUGAGAUGCAGAGCCGCCUCGCCCCGUUCGCCCCAACACCGGUCAUAAACACUGCUACCCGCGGCUCCUCCCGACCAGCACCCAGGCCUGACCACGCCCAACUUGAACAGAUGGUUGCCCGCUCGAAUAUAAACAUGAAUUAUGGGAUCAAUCCCAUCCAGCCAUCGACCUCGGCAGCCGCCGCAGCAGCCGCCGCCGCAUUCCGCGCCCCGGCCCACAAGCACGCCCACCACCUACACUCAAUUCCCCCACGCGAAAAGUCGACUCGGACACUGAUCAUUGAUCAAUUACUAUGGGCGCACGCACGAACGCGCUUUGCACAGGCCCGUGCAGAGCUCGCCAUGACGGACCGGACCGGUGGACGCGGUUCCCCACGGUACGCGCAUCGCGAGCGCCCGGAACGCUACGACGAGGACCUUGAGGCGGGAUCGGACGGCGAGGACGCAUCUUCAUUGCGCGCAAGGGACGGCGGGCCGGGUCACCCGCACGAUGAGGAGGAAGACGAUCGACUCGCGCGCCAAGAUCUCAAACUCGCACAUGCGCUACGGCUUCGUGCUCAAGGACUUGAGAAGGUCGUUGCCGGGAUGCUCGCACAAGCGCCCCUCGAUAUUCCAUUUCCUGAAGAUGAGCCAGUCGUACCGGCAUCUUCCAGCUCGGAUAGUGGCGACCCAACACCGCCGCGACCACCGCCACACAAACAUUUAUUGCCCAACGGCGUUCGUCUCCGCAUCGCACUGGCUACCGUUGUCAACGACCUGUUUGCGCGUCAGGCGCCUACGCCCAGGGAGAUUGCAUCCAACGCACAGACGCCUGGAAGCAUCGCAACGCCAAGGAGUGGCGACAGUCCCGAUUCUCCCCGAGUGGCGUCGACUUCCGCCAGUGCCAAUGUGCUUCCGCCUGCACUCUUGCCUCUCUUGACCGUCUCCCAUGCAUUCCAACAACAGCACCCAUACCCAUCACCCGGUCAGAAUUCAUUUUAUGCCGGUCAAUCUCAAUACCAGUCCCCUGCAUCACCCUUCGACUUCUCUCCCCGACCAACAGCGAGACCCACACCAACUCAGCGCACGCACACCCUCUUCGCAGCCGGAACAGAUCCAUCAACAGCUAAUUCUCCGCCAUCUCUCCGCUGCCCGCGACACCUCCACACACAAUGUAUGAUCUGCGUCGAUGUACGCGAAGCGCCACCCCCACGACCGCGCGGUUCAGGUGUGCUUCCUCCAGGACGCGGAAGGGAACCGAUCAUGCAGGGUGGCGGGUUGACUGGGUUCAGCACUGGCACCGGUGUCGGAUCCGGACUCGCCCGACGCGGUGGCGGCGACGUAUUGCGGCGGGCGCCUAGGAUUUAUGAUGAUGGCGGCGGCGGCACCACUCCUGCUGGCGGCGCGCGGCUGACUGAACUUCUGCCGAGGUUUCUGAGACUCAGCGCGCUCGUCGCUACUGAGCUUGGCGAGGAGACUGGCGCGCGGACACCUGUGAGGCCGGCCCCUGGGUGGUACAUGCUACUCGCGGGCUUGUUGACGCGUGCGACGCUCGAGGGAUACUUGUUCGCUGGAUGGAGAGGAUUGAAACCUGUUGAAGUGUUGUUUGGUGUCGGCUUAGGGUUCCACGAAGGGGAGUACGCUGAAGAAGAUGAGGGCGAGCUGGAGAAUUGGCUACUACCUUUUGAGCCAGAGGGCAUGCCGCGUCUCCGUGCUGCGUUACGCGUCCUGUUCCCAGUGCACGCCUCGGCCUUGACAUCGUCGAAUUCCUCAGCAUCGUCGACUACAGAUGCGGUGGCGCGCGAAGAGGACGAAGAUGAAGCGUCUUACGAGCGCGAGAUGCGUGCUCGCUUGGCCCGCUUUCUCGACGUACCCUCUGGCACACCCGACCUCAGUACACACAUGGAAGACCUGGCGUGGAUGUUCCCCGCGGAGCCCGUCGAGCGUGCGGCAUUACGGUUCUGCGAGAGCCUGUCGAAAUGGCGUGGCAAGCCUGAGCUGGAGACCUAUCGCGCACGACCGCCGAGUAGCGCGAACGGUCCUGCACCCACGCCUAGUGCGCCCGCAGAUGAAAAUGUCUGGAGGGGAAUCAGGAGGUGGUUCAAGAUCCCGCCGCCGAGCGUCAUGGCGGAGCGUGCGCGUGCCAACAGCGCGAGUUCAUCCAAUGCCAGCAGCACGAAUUACAAUGCACGACCACCGAUACCGCACUUGAACACGUCCGGUUCAUCUGGACUCACUGGCAUGAUGGGAUAUGGCGGGAUGAUGCAAAGCCCCGGCGCGCUGCAUAUGCAGGGCUCGCCGCCCUUCGGGUUCGGAGGUGGGGAUAAUCCGAGGAAGAGAGCGUGGGAUCAAAGCGGGCUGCAGGUGCCCGAGAGUGUACCGCCUAGGCAGAGGAUCAGGCCUGCUGGGCCGAUGUGCUCAGGUAUGAGCUUGACCUCACCCUGCGCCGCCAGCGUCCAAGCGUAG